AUGCUUAUCGCGAUCGUCUCCGAUCAUGUCCGCCAUCGCUUCCUUUUUGUGCUCAUUCCAACUGCCAUUGCGCUCGCGGGGUUCGUGAUUCUGCUUAUGGUGCACGACAACGCGCAUCUGCAGUAUGCAGCACUCUUUUUGGCGGCUAUGGGUACCUACUCGGCAAUGCCAGUGAUGGUGUGCUGGUUCAACACUAAUCUGGCCGGUCACCACAGGCGUGCGGUUGGGACUGCUUGGCAGGUCGGAUUUGGCAACAUCGGUGGUAUUAUCGCCGUAUACGCCUUCCUCGCGGAAGAUGCCCCGAAAUAUAUUACGGGGUACAGUCUCUGCAUUGCAUUCGUCUGCUUAUCCGCCCUAGCAGAUCUCGUCUAUUUCCUAAGCGUAAUUCACGAGAACCGAAGGCGAGAUGAAGCUCGCGCCAGGGGUUCCACUAUACUUGGCAAGCCUGUGGAGUCCGAAGCGGGAGAUCUGAACCCGGAUUACAGAUAUUUGCUAUAG
Messenger RNA from Fibroporia radiculosa, 498 nucleotides. RefSeq lists its product as uncharacterized. The coding region runs from base 1 to 498 and encodes 165 amino acids. The record is from RefSeq and is a predicted model, not a curated record. Gene Ontology annotation, cellular component: plasma membrane. Gene Ontology annotation, molecular function: transmembrane transporter activity. NCBI's taxonomy places the organism in Eukaryota, Fungi, Basidiomycota, Agaricomycetes, Polyporales, Fibroporiaceae. The transcript is spliced from 3 exons.